This is a messenger RNA of Suillus clintonianus, 294 nucleotides long. RefSeq lists its product as uncharacterized. The record is from RefSeq and is a predicted model, not a curated record. The annotation marks the transcript as partial. NCBI's taxonomy places the organism in Eukaryota, Fungi, Basidiomycota, Agaricomycetes, Boletales, Suillaceae. The transcript has a single exon.
GAUCCGGAACGUACAUGUCCUGCUUGUGGAAGAUCAGACUUCAAAAGCACCAGAGGCGUCCUGAGUCAUAUGUCACAGGCUAAGGGUUGCCAGUGGUAUCGCAAGGGCAAGUUACGGGACCUCGGAAUUCAUGACGACGCUAACGACGACACAGAGUUAGAGCCUUUUGUAGGGGAGGAGGAGAAUGCUGAUGAAGAAAAUGGAUGUAACGGUGACCAGUGGGACCCCCAGGAAUUUAUGGAGGAAUUCCAUGAUGAACAAUUCGACCUCAUUCCCAUCUGUCCCCCUUCUGUA